Molecule: messenger RNA, 909 nt
Organism: Cynocephalus volans (Philippine flying lemur)
Lineage: Eukaryota; Metazoa; Chordata; Mammalia; Dermoptera; Cynocephalidae
Product: vomeronasal type-1 receptor 4-like
Exons: 1
Coding region: 22-909 (295 amino acids)
Biological process (GO): G protein-coupled receptor signaling pathway
Cellular component (GO): membrane
Molecular function (GO): pheromone receptor activity
Source: RefSeq, a predicted model, not a curated record
UUUUCUCCCCAUAAGUUAGAAAUGGUUUUGAAAAUUAUCAAGGGAACAAUAUUCCUCUUUUUAACUGGGCUUGGCAUUCUGGGGAAUAUUUUGGUUUUUGUUAAUUAUAUGUGCAUUUUCUUUUUGGGCACUGAGAAGAAAUCUUUACACCUUAUUCUCAUCCAUUUGGCUUUUACAAAUAUUCUAAUUCUUUUUUCCAGAGGAAUUCCAAAGACAAUAGCAGCUUUUGGUUUGACAAACUUUCUAGAUGAUACAGGCUGUAAAAUGGUUGUUUAUGUGGAGAGGGUAGCUCGAGGGCUUUCAAUCUGCACCUGCAGUCUCCUCACAGUUGUCCAGGCCAUCACCAUCAGUCCCAGAGCCUCUGUGUGGGGGAAGCUCAACCCUAGGUUCACACGCCACAUUUUCCCCUAUUUUCUCUUCUUUUGGAUACUCAAUUCCUUAAUAAGCAUGAACCUACUGUAUUAUAUAAAAAAUAUCAGCAGCAUGAACAUAUCACAGAUGGGUGAAAGUGAUAACUACUGUUAUUUUCUACCACAAAGCCAGAUAAUAAAAUGGAUUUUUCUCAUUCUCAUGGUCCUGCGAGAUGCCCUGUUUCAGGGUCUCAUGGGCUGGACCAGUGGCUACAUGGUAUUUCUUCUUCACAAACACCACGAGCAUGUUCUCUAUCUUCAAAACUCCAAGUUUCUCUACAAAACUCCCCCUGAGAUAAAAGCUGCUCAAAGUGUUCUUCUUCUGAUGCUUUGUUUUUUUCCCUUUUAUUGGACAGAUUGUAUUAUUUCUUUCUAUUUAUCUUCCUCUUUAGGGAACAACUCCAUAACAGUAAAUGUUCAAGGAUUUCUAACCCUUGGUUAUUCAAUUCUCAGCCCAUUUGUGCUGAUUCACAGAGAUGGACAGAAAGCUAAAUGCUGA